This is a messenger RNA of Nezara viridula (southern green stink bug), 558 nucleotides long. The record is from the annotation of a GenBank genome assembly. Lineage: Eukaryota; Metazoa; Arthropoda; Insecta; Hemiptera; Pentatomidae.
AUGAAAAGAAAAUUUUAUGGAUUUAUGUUUUAUAACGAAAAAUUACCAUUAGUGUUUCUUAUAUUAAUUAUUUUUUCUUUUAGAAGUGUUUAUAGUUCAGAUUUACAGCAUAAACACUCAGAUUUCAUUUUAUGUCGACUUUGUGGUCAUAAUAUUGCUCCUGCAACUCAUGUUAUUAACAUUCAAAGUCCAGCAGCUGAAAAAAUAUACAACCGUUCGUUAUUUGGGUUGGAUAAUGUUGAAGUUCAAAGAAUAAGGAAUCCUCUUGGUAUUGAGUUCAAUAUUGUUUUGUCUACAGGAGGUACUUGUGUUGGAAGAAGAGAGAGGUGGAAGAGCCAUAAUUCUUGGUUUCCUGGUUAUUUAUGGAAGCCAUGUUUUUGUUCAAACUGUUCUCAACAUAUUGGCUGGAUUUUUGAACCAAUUCAAUCUGCUCAUGAAGAAAGAGCAUAUGCAUCUACCAAAGGGUUUUACGCAUUGAUUUUAGAUAAUAUUAUAAGUGAGGAUUAUUCAGAUUCUCUUUUGGCUACCCCUAAAAUAUCUUCACGUGACGAACUUUGA